GACAAGCUUGUUCCUACAGAGUCUGGGUCCAGGGCACUAACGUGAGUGUGUUGUGCGUAUGUGUAUCCAGUGAAAAUUACCCGGAGACGGACAGAGACCGCGUUUGACCGUACCAAUGUGUGUGGCCUACAAGUACAUGAUUUGUAACCCGGCGGAAUCAUCCCAUGGACACAAGAGUAUAUCGAAAAUGAGGAAAUAAUCUCGGAGGGGACGCACGACGACGGCGAGGCUCGUCUGUCUGCAUCGACCGUGGCGUUUUGUUGAACCGCGAGUGUGUGGGGGAUCACACAGCUGCCUGCUGGCUACGAAAAUGUCGAGAAAAAUAGAAAGCAAGCAAGACUCGCAACGGUCCCAUCUGUCCACUUUGACCAUGAUAUUGAAGGACAAGUUCCACUCGCCCAAGAUCAAGAGGACUCCAUCCAAAAAUCGAAAGCAGCUGCAGACCGAGACGGCAGCCAAGAGUACUGAGAAACCUGCUAACAAGAAGGUUAACAGACUUGAGGAGCAUGAGAAAGAAGUGGUCAGUGCUCUGAAGUAUUUCAAGGCAAUCGUGGACAAAAUGAUGGUGGAGAGGAAAGUGCUGGAAAUGCUACCAGGCUCUGCCAGCAAGGUUCUUGAAGCAAUCCUGCCUCUGGUUCAGGUGGAAGCACGGAUACAACAUAGUUCGGCGCUGUCUUCUUGCCAUAGUCGUGUGUAUCAGAGUCUCGCCAACCUCAUCCGCUGGGCCGACCAGGUGAUGCUAGAUGGCAUCGAUUUGGACGACCAGGAAAACGUGGCCUCCGUCAAGAAUGUGAUCAAAGCAGUGCUGGAUGGAGUAAAGGAAUUAGUGAAACUGACCAUUGAGAAACAGGAGCAUCCAUCGCCCACCACCCCAAACAAACCAGCACCCCCCGUUACCGCAGCAGAGAGCAGUGUGUCAGCAGAGAAACCCCUGAAAGAUCAUGAGCAGGAGGUCUCAAAGAAGAUGGCUCCAGCAGCUCCUCCUGCAGAGGCUACCCCUGAGUUACAAGAUGAGGAUGUGGCCCCUCCCAAACCCCCGCUUCCUGAAGCCAAAAUGGCAGAGCUCAGAGCACAGUUGAGCGCUGACGCUGGCCAAAGGAGACCCUCUCAGAAGGAGAACCCUCCACCAGCUCUUCCACCUAAGAAGCGCCAGUCAGCCCCUUCACCAACACCGGUGGCAGUAGUUGCUCCAAUGAGCCGUGGCUCCAGUUUGCCAUGUAACGACCACAGACAGGAUUACGAGCAUGAAUUUUUUCAGAGACGGUUCUCUGGGGGCAGCCAUUCAUACGGCGGAGACUCUCCUCGUCUGUCUCCGUGCAGCAGCAUGGGAAAACUCAGCAAAUCUGAUGAGCAGCUUUCUUCCAUGGAGCAGGACAGCGGUCAGUGUUCUCGAAACACCAGCUGCGAGACGCUCGACAACACGGAGAGUUAUGACCCAGAUUAUGACUUCCUCCACCAGGACUUGUCUGUUGGAGAUAACCUGCCUUCAAUACCUGCAGGAGGCUGUUUGAGUCCUCUCCCAGAGUCCCACAGCGAGUCCUCGUCCCCUGUUCCUGGACAGCAUCCCUCAAACCCCCAUUAUAGCGCUCCUCCCCUCCAACAGCCAGACUACUGGACUCCUCAGUCCAAUCAGACUAACCCCCAACAGCCCUCUCGCGUCAGCGCCCCACCCGCCCUGCCGCUAAAGAAACGACGCAGCACACGGACGUCGUCCUUCCCUGAUGGCGGUUCUAGGGUGCUGUACGAGCGCUACCCUUCCCAGUAUGACAACCUGUCAGAGGAAGAGCUUCACCCCACGCCACCGUUCCCGCUUUUCACGCCCAUCUCACCCAUGCCCCAGACGAACAGUGGAGACUUUGUUUCCCAAUACAGCGCGAGUGAGAAUGCAGAUGUUCCAGCCAGCCCGCCGCCGCUGCCAGAAAAGAAAAGCAGACACAUUCUUCAAUACAUGCAGUUUGUGGAGGACUAUUCGGAGCCACAGCCCUCUGUUUUCUACCAGAUGCCACAGAGUGAAAGCAUCUAUGAACAGCGUAACAAGCUUUUCCAGGAGGUUUACGGCUUCAAUGACUCCUUCAGCAGCACUGACUCAGUUCAUGAGCCCCUGCUGCCCCCAGCGUUGCCACCGAAACAAAGACAGCUGGCCUCCCACUCCUCUUCCCCUUCCUCCUCCUCCUCCUCUUCUCUCUCCUGCCACCUCCAGCCGUCUGUAGCGGCCAUGGAGGAGGCGGGCACUGGGCUGGGCCUCAGCAUGUCCGUCUCUAACUCCUGUCUGAUUGGCCAGGCGUCUUUGACCACGCCCACGAGCUUGGACCAGGUUGCCUUGACCAAUGCCACCAUUCUGGAUGGCAGCGGGGGCGGGCCGAACGGUUUCCUGGCUGGCUCUCUGGGUUCUGUGGCUGUCUGUCUUCCUUCUGAAUCUUCUCUCACUGACUCUCUCCACACCUCAGCGAGCGAAAGCGUGAAUGACGAGGGCGGGGAGGGGGAGUAUGUCAACCUAUACUCGUCCAGCCAGGCCAAUGGGGAGCUGCAGCUCUCCCUCAGAGAAACCAUUGCUAGUGAUGAUGUACUUCAAGACCCUGCUCCUCAGAUGCCAUCCAGCAAUAGUAAAGAUGCUUUGGACAAAGAAAGGAGGCAAAAGGCAACAGAAAUGGCCGGGAGCGAUGAGGAAGAUGUGGACGAGCUCUCCCUCAUAGACCACAAGGAGAUUAUGAGCAGGAUAACACUAAAGCAAGAGAAUGACGACGGCCCUGAUGUUCGUGCUGGAUCAGGAGAUAUCUUAUUAGUCCAUGCGACAGAAACGGAGCGCAAAGAUCUUGUUUUGUACUGUGAAGCUUUUUUGACUACAUAUAGAACUUUUAUAACCCCAGAGGACCUCAUUAAGAAGCUACACUACAGAUAUACUACAUUCUGCCACAGUCCGGACACCUUCAAGAAACGAGUCAGCAAGAACACCUUUUUUGUUCUGGUUCGUGUCGUAGAUGAGCUGUGCCUGGUGGAGCUGACGGAGGACAUCUUGAAACAGCUCAUGGACCUCGUGUUCACGCUGGUGUGCAACGGCGAGCUCAGCCUCGCUCGUGUGCUCCGCAAAAACAUCCUGGACAAGGUGGAGCAGAAGAAGUUGCUGCGCUACACUAACUCCCUCAAGCCCCUCGCUGCCCGGGGGGUCUCUGCAAGACCUGGAACUCUUCACGACUUCCGCAGUCACGAGAUUGCUGAUCAGCUCACUCUUCUUGAUGCUGAACUUUUCUAUAAAAUUGAGAUUCCUGAGGUUCUGCUUUGGGCGAAGGAGCAGAAUGAGGAGAAGAGUCCAAACCUGACUCAGUUCACAGAGCACUUUAACAACAUGAGCUAUUGGGUCCGCUCUUUGAUAAUUCAGCAGGAAAAAGCUCAAGAUAGAGAGAAGUUGCUUCUCAAGUUCAUUAAGAUAAUGAAGCACUUAAGAAAGUUAAAUAAUUUUAACUCCUACUUGGCAAUACUGUCCGCCCUGGAUUCAGCCCCCAUCAGGAGGUUAGAGUGGCAGAAACAGACGUCAGAGGGUUUGGAGGAGUAUUGCACACUGAUCGACAGCUCCUCAUCCUUCAGAGCGUACAGAGCUGCUUUAGCCGAAGUGGAGCCCCCGUGCAUCCCGUACCUGGGUCUCAUUCUCCAGGACCUGACCUUUGUGCACCUGGGGAACCCGGACCUCAUCGAUGGGAAGGUCAACUUCUCCAAACGCUGGCAGCAGUUCAACAUUCUGGACAGCAUGAGGCGCUUCCAGCAAGCGCAUUACGAGCUUAAGCGCAACGAAGACAUCAUCUCUUUCUUCAACGACUUCAGUGACCACCUUGCCGAAGAGGCUCUGUGGGAACUGUCACUGAAGAUCAAGCCCAGAAACAUCACCAGGCGCAAGACGGACCGCGAGGAGAAGACCUAGGGCCUGUGGGCCUCUUGACACUGACCUCCAACUGUGCUUCAUGACACUAACUCCACUUUACUACAGACUGAAACACGAAUGGAAGCUAUCCACUGAAGCUAAUGGGAGACUCGUCAUGGGGAAUCCAGAACAAACUACACACAAUUAAAACGUCACUGAGGUUUACAAAGAGCUCCGCCGCUCCGGGAGAUUAGAAUUGGGAUUACUGCAGCUCUGAUAAGUUGACUGGGAGAGAGGAAGAAACCCCCCAGUGCCAAUGAGAAGCGAGGAAUCAGAGCGGACAGGGAGACACUAAUUACCAAAGUCUGCUCCCUGGACUCUCUGUUUUAGAGUGGAGCUGUUAUGUGUGUGUGAGAGAAUGAGCUGAACGGUCCAUUUUCUUUUUCCAAACCCCUUUUGUCCCCUUUUUUAUGUGCCAUUUUGCUGGUCAUCCUCUGCAACCCUCUCCUGGACUAACAAAUUCCCCUCAAACAGCAGAACCUCAGGAGCAACCUGCUGCGAACUGUGCCGUCCACACGCAGGCUGCAGGCUGAGGAUCUGCUGCGAGCGCCGGGGGUUUGAGCUUGAAGAGACGGCGGCUGUUAGAGACUGGAAAUUUGAGUUUGUUUUGACAUGUUUUUUCGUGUAAGAAUCAUGUAUGGUUAUGACAUGUAUUAUAUACAGUGCUCCUUUUGUUCUUAAAAAGGACGUUUAUGCUUAUGAGAAGAGCUUAGCUUCUCCCAAGUGCCAUAUGUAUGUGCACUAAAAACAGCAAAACGUAAAAAGAUGAAUUACUAAAGAUGCUGUGAUCUAUGUAUGUCAUACUCAAUCAUCGUAUCCGAGUUUAGAGAAACAUCAGGCAAUCACUAUCAUGUCCCGCUCAUAGCAGUGUGUGAAGGAGUGUUUGUGUGUGACUGAAGUCCUCAGAGACUUGUGUGUUUGUCAUUCCAACAUGUGCUGUAGGUAUUCAUCCAAUCCCUUUUUUGGGGGUAAUAAUGGUCAAAACCAACACAUCACACUGUGCUCUCAAACUACAAUAAAACAAAUGGCUUGUUUUUUA
Austrofundulus limnaeus is the source of this 4952-nucleotide messenger RNA. RefSeq names its product Rap guanine nucleotide exchange factor (GEF) 1b (gene rapgef1b). NCBI's taxonomy places the organism in Eukaryota, Metazoa, Chordata, Actinopteri, Cyprinodontiformes, Rivulidae. The record is from RefSeq and is a predicted model, not a curated record. The coding region runs from base 311 to 3913 and encodes 1200 amino acids. Gene Ontology annotation, molecular function: guanyl-nucleotide exchange factor activity. Gene Ontology annotation, biological process: Ras protein signal transduction. Gene Ontology annotation, cellular component: plasma membrane. The transcript has 27 exons.